Messenger RNA from Aspergillus tanneri, 1473 nucleotides. Its product is annotated as putative MFS glucose transporter. Gene Ontology annotation, biological process: monosaccharide transmembrane transport. Bases 1 to 1473 code for a protein of 490 amino acids. The record is from RefSeq and is a predicted model, not a curated record. The transcript has 2 exons. Lineage: Eukaryota; Fungi; Ascomycota; Eurotiomycetes; Eurotiales; Aspergillaceae. Gene Ontology annotation, molecular function: hexose transmembrane transporter activity. Gene Ontology annotation, cellular component: membrane.
AUGGCCUCUGGUGAUUCGACCCAAUCUAGGGUCACACCGUACUUGAUCUACCUGGUGCUCAUCACCACGUUAGGCCCCCUCCAAUUUGGCUAUCAUUUGGCCGAGCUCAAUGCCCCUCAAGCCGUCCUUACUUGCGAAAGAAAGAGCAUUCAUUCCUCCGCGGAGUCGUUAUCGCACAGCUUACCACGAUGCAUCCCCAUGAAUCCUUCCCAGUUUGGGCUAGUCUCAUCUAUCUAUACCCUGGGUGGAUUUCUGGGUGCCCUGCUGGCAGGGCCUGUUUCGACCAAACACGGUCGUCUAUUUGCCCUACGAGCGACGACGAUUUUCUUCAUCCUCGGCCCUAUAGCGGAAACGUUGGCAUCUAGUAUAUCUAUGCUGGGCUUUGGUAGAUUCCUAUCCGGUGUGGGAUCGGGUGCAGCUAUCGUCGUGGGACCAAUUUACGUGUCAGAGAUUGCUCCCCCAAGUGCUCGAGGAUUUUUCGGCGCCUUCACCCAGAUCAUGACCAAUGUUGGUAUUCUCUUGACUCAGUUAAUUGGCUAUUUCCUAAGCGAGGGAAGCAUGUGGAGGAUAAUACUGGCAAUUGCAGGCACCAUCGGGAUGCUGCAGCUCCUAGGGCUGUUCAUGGUCCCAGAGAGUCCCACUUGGCUUGCAGAGCACCAAAAGACGGACAUGGCUAGACAGGUUUUGCAGCGAAUACGCGGAAAGAACACUGAUAUUGAAGAAGAGAUUGAAGGAUGGAGAACCUUCAUGGACGCAUCUGGCUUAGGAGAGGAGCAAUCACUACUCACUUCCCCCUCCGCCAAUAUACCACCGAAGCAACCACCUGUCACAAUCGUGCGGGCUGCUUUGGACCCUAAAUACCGUCCAGCCAUUAUUGCUGUCGUUGGAGUGAUGGUAUCUCAGCAACUUACUGGUAUCAACAGUAUCAUCAUGUAUAGUGUGUCACUGUUGCAGACUAUCCUACCCACCACCGCAGCUUUGUUGACGGUAAGUGUCUCGGCAAUCAACCUCAUCAUAACCCUCGUUUGUUCCCCCUUGCCCGAUAGAAUCGGUCGACGAUCCUGCCUUCUUCUCAGCAUCAGUGGGAUGGGGGUUAACUCUAUGCUGUUAGCCUUGGGCAUCUACUUCAAUCAAAAGGUCUUGUCCGUGAUAGCAGUCCUGCUAUUUGUUUCUAGCUUCGCCAUUGGCCUUGGCCCGGUCCCAUUCAUCCUUGCCUCCGAACUAGUCGGCCCAGAGGCAGUCGGAGCUGCACAGAGCUGGGCGCUGGCGGCUAAUUGGACUGCGACAUUCGUCGUUGCCCAAUUCUUCCCGAUAUUAAACGACAUCUUGGGGGGUCGUGGCAAGAUCUAUUGGGUUUUCGCAGGUAUGGCCGCAAUCCUUGGGGGAUUCAUCUACGGGUGGGUACCGGAGACGCGAGGGAAAGCCAAUGUAAACGAAGUCUGGGGUAGGGAGGAUCAGCGCCGAAGGGACUAA